Molecule: messenger RNA, 2503 nt
Organism: Manduca sexta (tobacco hornworm)
Lineage: Eukaryota; Metazoa; Arthropoda; Insecta; Lepidoptera; Sphingidae
Gene: eff
Product: ubiquitin-conjugating enzyme E2-17 kDa
Exons: 5
Coding region: 329-772 (147 amino acids)
Biological process (GO): ubiquitin-dependent protein catabolic process; protein polyubiquitination
Cellular component (GO): nucleus
Molecular function (GO): ubiquitin conjugating enzyme activity
Source: RefSeq, a predicted model, not a curated record
GACAUAACAGAUGAGUAAUUCUGAUUUCUGAACGCUCUUUGUGAAUGGUCGAUUUUCCUGUUUGCUGUUCUCCAUUUGCUGAAAGUGUUUAAUUUGUUACAACCCGUGCUCUGUUCCAAUUCUUAUUAUUUCGUAUUAUAAGUUAUGAUUAUUUUUUAUUUAAGCGUUUAAAGUUCGAUCAUAAUAGUUGAAUUUUGAUAAUUACUACGACUUGGGUGGUACUUUUGCGUUUAGACGGGAGCCAUCUUGCAAUCUCUAAUCAAAGGUCCUUGGCUCACAGUUUCGUUGUCUAGCUGAAAGUCAGUUUAUUCCAUCAUAAAAUAAUCAAAUGGCGUUAAAACGAAUUAAUAGGGAAUUACAAGAUCUGGGCAGAGAUCCACCAGCACAAUGUUCUGCAGGCCCACACGGUGAAGAUCUGUUCCAUUGGCAAGCCACAAUUAUGGGUCCAGUUGACAGUCCUUAUCAAGGAGGUGUAUUCUUUUUGACCAUACAUUUUCCAACAGACUAUCCAUUCAAACCACCAAAAGUUGCAUUCACAACGCGUAUUUACCAUCCUAACAUAAACAGUAAUGGUUCCAUUUGUCUUGAUAUUCUGCGCUCACAGUGGUCGCCAGCACUCACCAUAUCCAAAGUGUUGCUUUCAAUCUGCUCACUUUUAUGUGAUCCAAACCCAGAUGACCCGUUGGUGCCAGAAAUUGCUAGGAUCUACAAAACUGACAGAGAAAAGUACAAUGAACUAGCCCGUGAGUGGACAAGGAAGUAUGCCAUGUGAUGAGUCAAUUGUGACGUCAGUAACACAUACACACACAUCGCCACAGCCCGGGCUCUAGUCCCCCCCCCCCUCUCCCUCGACCCUAUCCCCUGUCCCUGCUCCCUAUCCUGUCAUUCUCUUAAAACAUAAAUUAUACUGGAGAUUGUAAAAUUGUUCAUGGUCAUUUUGGAUCUGUCUAAGUUUUGUCUAUCUGACAAUAUUUAUGUGCAAAUUUACUGCAUCUAAGUAAAUAUUACGCAUGUGCAAAAUACAGUUUCUGGUUUUGUCUAUAAUUACGUACAUUUUCUAUAAGAGCAAAAUUUCAUUUUGUUUACAUUGAUGUGUCAGUAGAUGUCUUUACACUCUUUAGUUGAAGUUUAAAGAUUAGUUAAAUUUACAUGAUUUGAAUUUAUGUAAUUCCUAAACUAUUUGUACUUUAACUAGGAUUUAAAUUGCAUUGUAAAACUGUACAAUAGCCAUAUGUUUAGGAAAUGGAGCGUUCCUUGCUUACAUCUUGUCCAGUUCACUUAGGAAUUUUGUCAAUGAUAAGUGAAGCUCAUAAGUGUUAAGAACAUUUUGGGUAAUGUAAGUAAGCGGUAUAACAAAAUGAGCUCGUUGACGGAGUCGAAUGAGUGUUAUUUUUUUUUUACUAGAAACAUCGUUUUUUAAGUUAGUAAAUGUAGCGUGCUACAGACCACACUGACAUUGAUUGGUCAGUUUUCUUUCAUCCACAAUAUUUUAUGACAUUGAAAAACGCUCCAAUAGUUAAACGUUCAGUAUAAAAUUACAGUGUAUCUCAUAAGAUGAUAAGUUACAAUUAAUCUAGAUUUUUUUCAAUAUGGCAAACUUUAUAUUAUAAUUUUAUCUAAUAUAUAUUGUGGUUGUAAGGACACCUGCGUUGUAAUUUCCACAUUAUGUCCCAUCCAGAGUUCCAUCCUUGUUUCCCUCGGUACAUUGAACAAUACUUAGAGAACAGUCGAGUGUCUUGGCAUUAGUGGCAAAAUAUGAUGUGUUAUACUUACAGCUGCAGGCAAGCAAGAGGAAGCUUUCGUUCACUUGGUAAACACUGGGAGAUAUAAAAAAUAAAGCUUUUAAAUUGUAAUCAAUCAACAUCUUGUGUUUUAGCUUCACUAAAUUGUAAGAAACAAUAAAUUAUUGUGUAUGUAAAUAACACUCUGAGCUUUAUUUAGGCGUCAUCCUAAUAAGUGAGCAGCUGUAAAUAAAUCACUUUGAAGUUUUAAAUUAGUUGGCAUAGUUUCUCACAGGUCGCUGACUGACCACAAACAAUGCCAAAAUUAGAAUGUUUUCUUCCUGCUAAGAUUUAUUUUUGCAGAAAUGCGAUCUAAAGUAAAAUAUGUCAACAAGGCAUUUCCCGGGUCUUGUAUAGUGCUAUUGUUUUUAUUUGGUAUACUGAAAGAAACCAUGUGUUUGCGCAAAAACUAUGUGGUAAUACUCAGGACCUAGGUGAAAAAUGUUUGCUCUCUACAAGUGCUAGGCUUUAGUUGGCCAGAUUUUUAUAAAAUAUGCUCGAUGUGUUAGGAAUAUCAAUUAAAGCGCCAUCUAUCGAGAAAACCGAAAAUUCUUAUUGAGAGGGGGUGGUAAAUUAAUAUUUCAAUAUUUGCACAUAAAUAAGUACAUUUUUAGAAUGUAUUGAAAUUGCUUAAAAUAUUUUUCUUCGCUUUUGAGCGUGGUAUAUUAAAAAUAAAACAUUUUUUGUGUAUUUUUAAGUCAUUAUAGUAAUGUUGUACUGAC